GGGUGGGACUUCUGGCUGCUGCUACCGUACAAUUGUCCAACCGCCAGCGUGCAUCGCUACCCAGGCCACAAAGUGUGACGCUUCAGAAAGGUUACUCCAAGUGAAGCCUAAUGUGCCAGAUGAUACACCGGUAUGACUGGCAGGAGAGAUCGUGGCAUUUGAUUAGGCUGGCUGGCCCUGCAGAGGAGGUCCAGAGUGGAGAUGCAGUGCAGUAACCGAGAGCUGGUGGAGUUCUUUAUAAGCUAUAAACUGUCUCAGAAGAAUCACCCAACUUCCCUUCUGAGGCCAACCAAUGGGGGCCAAAGGACUGAGAGAGACCUGGCCCAAUCUCUGCCUGCAUACAAUGGCAUAGAGGCUUUAAAAUCAGCUCUUCUAGACUCAGGGGAGCAGUUUGGUUUUCUGUUCACACAGUCUUUUAGGGACGUUGCUUCGCACCUCAGCAUCACGCCGGACACAGCCCAGCAAUGCUUCGAGAGCGUGAUGGAGGAGUUGUUCAGGGAUGGAAUCAACUGGGGGCGUAUAAUUGGUCUGUUUGUCUUUGGUUCUGCAAUGUGUCUGGACUGUAUUGACAGCAAUAUGAGUGAGCUGGUACCCGACAUUGCAGACUGGAUGACUGCGUAUCUAGAUGAUCACAUUAGUCUGUGGAUCCAACGAAAUGGAGGAUGGGACCGCUUUACAGAGAUAUUUGGGAAAGGGAUGUCUACAAGGAGCUCUGGGGAGUCUCUGAAGAGAUGGCUAUUUGUUGGAGUGGCCUUAGUAACAGGGCUGCUGGUUGGCAUGCUCAUGACAGAUUAACAGUGAAGGUGCUACUUCUGUGCUGUCACUGAACACCCUGUGGAAUGCUAAACCAAGGGAGGGAAGUGGUUAAUGUUUACAUGGAAGCCCAGACCACAUGUGCAGUGACCAUAGUGGGUGGGCAAAGGCAUUCUGUGAGAGGAUUCAUAAUGUGUAACUUGGUGAGCUGUUACAGACCACCUGCUCGCCUUGCUUUGACCAAUGUGUUUUUAAUUUCUUUUUCUUUUUUAAACGCACAACAAUUUCAGUUGCUGAUGUGCCCGUUCAGAGGGCAAAUGCUUUAAAUGUACCUAAUAAAAAGUCAGUGAAAGUGAUUCAGCUGGUCUAAGCUCUAUAUUAUUAUUAUUUUUUUUUUUUCUUCUCUGUAUUAUUCAGGGAACAACAUGUAUGACUGAGAAUCUACGUUGUAUCCCCCCCUUUACUGUGUAAUUCUCAGCUUCUUUUGACUGUUCUUGAGGUUUUAAGUCUGUUUUGAAAAGUUUUGCCAUUUUGUUUUGCUGAAUAAACUGUAUGGAGUGCAGAGGCUAUCCAAAAAAUUCAAA
Oreochromis niloticus (Nile tilapia) is the source of this 1337-nucleotide messenger RNA. RefSeq names its product bcl-2-like protein 1. Gene Ontology annotation, biological process: intrinsic apoptotic signaling pathway in response to DNA damage; extrinsic apoptotic signaling pathway in absence of ligand; release of cytochrome c from mitochondria. The record is from RefSeq and is a predicted model, not a curated record. NCBI's taxonomy places the organism in Eukaryota, Metazoa, Chordata, Actinopteri, Cichliformes, Cichlidae. Bases 202 to 795 code for a protein of 197 amino acids. The transcript is spliced from 3 exons. Gene Ontology annotation, cellular component: mitochondrial outer membrane. Gene Ontology annotation, molecular function: BH domain binding.